Molecule: messenger RNA, 351 nt
Organism: Ipomoea nil (Japanese morning glory)
Lineage: Eukaryota; Viridiplantae; Streptophyta; Magnoliopsida; Solanales; Convolvulaceae
Product: agamous-like MADS-box protein AGL29
Exons: 1
Coding region: 1-351 (116 amino acids)
Molecular function (GO): protein dimerization activity; DNA binding
Source: RefSeq, a predicted model, not a curated record
AUGUCAACUUUAUGUGGCACAGAGUUUGAGAUGGUGGUAUUCUCUCCAUCUGGCAAGGCUUUCAUCUUUAGCAACCCAGAUUUGAACACCGUCCUUGUACCAAAUACUUUGCUCAAAACCUCACACGUACCAGAAGCCAACAUCCAUGAAGUGCUUGUCCAUGCUCAUCGGGAGGCCAACAUGAGAAUGAUGACUGCCCAAAUCGAUAUCCUUGAAGCUCAAAUUGAUGAAGAAAUGUUAGACAAUCAAACUUUGAGAGAAGCUGAAAGAGGUAAACCAUCCAUGUCUAGUCUUCAAUUGCCUGAGCUACAAUCCAUGAAACACCGCAUGAAAAUACUCUAUUAUCAGUAA